Molecule: messenger RNA, 2287 nt
Organism: Malania oleifera
Lineage: Eukaryota; Viridiplantae; Streptophyta; Magnoliopsida; Santalales; Ximeniaceae
Exons: 16
Coding region: 280-2139 (619 amino acids)
Molecular function (GO): carbohydrate binding
Source: RefSeq, a predicted model, not a curated record
AAGUGUUUGAAGUUCCUUCUGCUGCUGUGGCUUAUCCAUGCCCACACCCCCACAGCUCAUUCUAACCAACCAAGCCCCACUGCUGAGGAAAGGCUUCCAGGGGGGAAGUCGUUGGGAAAAACCACCGAGAAAAAUAAUACUUUUUCUCUUCUUCAAGCAACCCCAGCUGCAGCAGGAAUUAGGAGCCAGAGAUGCCAGAGAAGUUCCCGGCACAAAGGCUUGAUCCGGUCCAGAGCCCAGCAAGGGCUGCGAUUGCACACUCAAGACUCCCAUGUGGUGAUGGAUAAUGGGAUAGUACAGGUGACGAUAUCAAGACCAGGGGGGUUUGUGACGGGGGUACAAUUUAAUGGCAUUGACAAUUUGCUAGAAGGUCUUAAUCAUGAAGAUGACAGAGGAUACUGGGACCUUGUUUGGAGUAACAAUGGGAAUCAAGGAACUAGAGGAAUAUCUGAAAGGGUAAAGGGAACGGCCUUCAAGGUUAUAGUGGAAACCGAAGAUCAAUUGGAGCUUUCUUUUACAAAAACAUGGGAUGCCUCCCAGGAGGCCAAGCUUGUUCCAUUGAAAAUCGACCAAAGGUAUGUGUUGCUUCGUAAUUCAUCUGGAUUCUACUCCUAUGCAAUUUACGAACACUUGAAAGAAUGGCCUGCUUUCUUCUUCCCCAGAACCAGGCUUGCCUUCAAGCUUCGAAAAGACAAGUUCAAUUACAUGGCACUGUCUGAUAAAAGACAAAGAUACAUGCCACUGCCGGAUGAUCGAUUCCCCAACAGAAGCCAAGCCCUGGCCUAUCCUGAAGCUGUCCUUCUUGUCAAUCCCAUUGAGCCAGAAUUCAAAGGAGAGGUGGAUGACAAGUACCAGUACUCAUGUGAAUUCAAAGAUCUCCUGGUCCACGGAUGGAUCAGCUCCCAUCCACUUGUGGGAUUCUGGCAAAUCACACCCAGCAGUGAGUUUCGAUCUGGAGGACCCCUCAAACAGGAACUGUCCUCCCAUGUGGGUCCUGCUAACCUCGCUAUAUUUCACAGUCCUCAUUAUGUGGGAGUGGAUUUGGUGCUGAAAUUUGAAGCCAAUGAACCGUGGAAGAAAGUAUAUGGCCCUGUUUUCACCUAUCUUAAUUCUGGAUCAAAUGGAAGUGACAAGGUUCAGCUAUGGGAGGAUGCCAAGAAACAGAUGAUGAGUGAAGUUAACAGCUGGCCUUACAGUUUCCCAGCUUCAGAGGAUUUUCCUAAGUCUGAGCAACGGGGAAAUGUUCUUGGUAGAGUACUGGUCCAGGACAGGUAUAUAAGCAAGAAAAUUAUUAUUGCAAAUGGUUCUUACGUGGGAUUGGCCCCACCGGGAGAUGUUGGAUCAUGGCAAAGAGAUGGCAAGGGCUACCAAUUUUGGAGCAAAACAAAUGAUGAAGGUUAUUUUUCCAUUAAUCAUAUACGUGCCGGAAAUUAUAGUCUUUUUGCAUGGGUCCCUGGUUUUGUUGGAGAAUGCCGAAGUGAUGCUGUUAUUAGCAUAGAAGCAGGCAGCAAUGUUGAUUUGGGUGAUCUUGUAUAUGAGCCUCCUAGAGACGGGCCUACAUUGUGGGAAAUAGGCUAUCCUGAUCGUUAUGCUGCAGAAUUCUACAUUCCUGACCCUGAUCCAAAGCUUAUCAACAAGCUUUAUGUUAAUUUUGACAGGUUUAGACAGUAUGGUUUAUGGGAUAGGUACACUGAUCUGUAUCCACAUGAAGAUUUAGUUUACACAGUCGGCAUUAGCGAUUAUAGAAAGGAUUGGUUCUUUGCUCAGGUUAACCGGAGGGUAAGUAACAACACUUAUCGAGGAACGACAUGGCAAAUUAAGUUCAAGAUUGAGAUUGUUAAUGAGAAUGCAACAUACAAGCUGCGAGUGGCACUCGCUUGCUCAAAUGGCGCUGACUUGCAGGUUCGUGUGAACAACCCAAAGGCAGAUCCUCCACUGUUUUCAAGCGGACAGGUAGGGAACGACAACGCAAUCGCAAGACAUGGAAUUCAUGGGAUCUACCAUCUGUACAAUGUGGACGUGCGAGGUGCUCAGCUUGUGGAUGGGGAUAAUAUUAUUUUUCUAACACAGCCAAUUAGCACCAGCCGUUUCCAGGGAAUCAUGUACGAUUAUAUACGUUUAGAAGGUCCCUCUUCCUAAAUCCUAGAGGGAAUUGUAAAAUUUUUGUUGCCAGAAAUGCCAGCAGGAAUUGCUGCAGCUCGAAACUGUUUAUCACAUACCAUUCAUUUUAGUAGCAAUUGAAUUUAAUAAAAUAUGUUCUGCCUUUUGUUGGCUGAUUGCCUCCUCU